AUGGGUAAAAGGAAAGACUCAUUUUGGGAGCAUGCACAGGAAAUAGAAAAUGGUCAUUUUACCUGUAAGUUUUGUCACGACAGUUUUUCUGGGGGUAUUUCAAGAAUUAAAUCACAUUUGUCUGGGCUUAGUGGCCGUGAUAUUCAAGUUUGUCCAAAAGUACCUGAAGCAAUUCAGUUAAAAGCAAAACAAGCAUUACAACCGAUUGACCCUCCCACUAAGAGAACUAAAAAUGUGGCAACAUCAAAUAAUUUUCUUAAAGGGGAAAUUGUUUCAGGUUCCUCAUCAUCACAUAUGCCAAAUAGAUGUAAAUUGGAUAAACAAUAUGCUACUCUCCUCAUCUCGGAUAGAAUUUGUUCUGAUGCCAUUUCAUCACCCCUCUUCAAGGACUUUUUGAAUGGCGUUGCUGAACAUGGUCCCGGUUAUGAACUCCCAAGUUCUUUCACUCUCAAAUCACGGGUGAUUCCAGAUAUCAAGAAAGAAGUUGAGGAAUAUGUGAAAAAUGUCAUAAAAAAUUCAGUUAAAACCGGUUAUACCUUGAUGAGCAAGAAAAGGUUCAGCCCCGUUGAAGAUGAUUAUAGUUGGGAUAUCUUUGCAUAUACACCAAUAGGAAUGGUGUUCGUGAGUCCACCAAUAUUGUUCUUCUCCAAUUUUGAAGAAACCAUGUCUAACGUCAUGAUGUUAUUUCGACCUGCAAAUGCAGUACAAUUUAUCAUUGAUGAUGAUGAUGACGACAAGAUAGAGCCUGACAAUUCAAUUGUGCGUAUCCUUACGAAAGAGUAUCCUCAGAUUUACCAGACCCCGUGUGCUACUCGUGGGAUUAGAUUACUCUUGCAAAAAAUAGCUCAUGUUCCUUUUGUGGAUAAUAUACUUAAAGUGGCGAGUUGGAUAGUUUCAUAUAUUUUCAAGCAUAAAGUCAAUGUGUCUUUGAGAAGAGUACACAAAACAAAAAGUGAUGUUGCUUCCCGUUUUUUCAACCUCAUAUCACUCUUAGAAGUUGAAAGUGAAUUUCAAGCUUUUCAUGUAUCUUUUGUAACGUUGUCUAGUGAUUGGGAGAAGCUACUUAAUGACGCGAAAGCAUACAAUGUUGCAAAGUUCAUUGAUUCAACCAUUCGUUGCAAAGAAUUUUGGAGCCGAGGGAAAACGGUAGAACAAAUUAUGAAACCACUAUUUCAAGUUCUUGAUCUGGUUCAUUGUGAUGGCCCAACAUUUGGAUACCUAUAUGAGAUGAUGGAAAGAGUACAAGAUGAAGUUAAGGAGUGUUGUGGCAGUAAUCGGGUCCUUUACGAUAAUAUAUGCAAAAUUUUAAAUGAAGUUCGAAGCGAUAUUAUUCAUCCAAUACAUGCAGCUGCUGCCUUUUUAAAUCCUAUUUACAUGUGUCGUGAGAAAUUUGAGGAGAAUGAUGAAAUGAUUGAUGGUGUAAAAAAGAUUGGGCAAAUUUUAGUUGGGUUGAAAGAGGAGGACGCUUUCAUGAGCCAAGUACAACUUUAUCGCAGUAAAGACCCAAACUUGUUCACAGAUCAAGCCAUGAUGAUCCUAAAAACAGCACAUCCUCGAGUAUGGUGGGAAUCUUGUGGCAAUCAUAUCCCUGUAUUACAAAAAUAUGCCAUUCAAAUCUUGGGUCAACCUUGUAGUUCUACUUUAUGCAAGCGACACGAGUUACGAGACUAUCGGUUAGAGGAUUGUGCAUUAAUGGUGAAUACAAUGAUGAUGGAGAGGUAUAAAUCCCUAGAAACACAAAUGAAAGAGCCAAUUAUUCUUGACAAACUUGGUUUUAAGAAUAAAUUGAUACAUGAUGGUAUUUUGCCUAACCCAGUUCAAGUCAUCCACCAUCUUAAGGUCACUUUACACUUUUAUUACUUGGCUGGCAAGUAUGCCGCUCUCCCAUCUUUUUGGCUUCCUCCUAUCUUUGGGUGGCUUAAAGGUGAAGUUUUUACUGCUAUUCUUGUUACUCAGCUAGCAGCUUCUACGGGUAUUGGAGAUUUUAUGCUUGAAGGGGAUGCUCUUCUAGUGAUUGUAGUUGUGAAUCAGCCUCAUCUUUUUUCUUCUUGGCAUUUUGCACCCUUAAUUUCGGAUAUUAGAUUAGAUCUUUCUUCCUUCCUUUCUUAG
Alnus glutinosa is the source of this 2109-nucleotide messenger RNA. RefSeq lists its product as uncharacterized. NCBI's taxonomy places the organism in Eukaryota, Viridiplantae, Streptophyta, Magnoliopsida, Fagales, Betulaceae. The record is from RefSeq and is a predicted model, not a curated record. Bases 1 to 2109 code for a protein of 702 amino acids. The transcript is spliced from 4 exons. Gene Ontology annotation, molecular function: DNA binding.